AUGCCGCCCGCCCGCGCCGAUUACCUGGCGCCCUGGUGGGCGGCCUGGCUACACGGGCUGCCGCACCGCGGCCUGCGCCUCCAGCCCGUGCCCGCCGCUUUCCGACCGCGGGACCCCGACUACCAGCAGUCGCUGCUUUUCCUGGGCUUGGUGGCUGCCGUCUGCCUCGGCCUCAACCUCCUCUUCCUCACUGUCUACCUGAUCUGCCUAUGCUGCUGCAAGAGGGACCAGGAGCCUGAGACCAAGCGGCCCCACUCCUGCUGCGUCACCUGGAUGGCCGUCACCGCCGGGCUCAUCUGCUGCGCGGCUGUCGGUAUCGGCUUCUACGGGAACAGCGAGACCAACGACGGGGUUUAUCAGCUGCUCUACGCCCUGGACCACGCCAACCACACCCUGAACGGCAUCGACUCGCUGGUGGCAGGCACCACGCUGCAGAUGCGGGUGGGCUUGGAGCAGCACCUGGCGCGGCUGAACGAGCUCCUGGCCGCGCGAGGGGACUACCUGCAGACCCUCAAGUUCAUGCAGCAGUUGGCCAGCAGCAUCGCCCUCCAGCUCUCGGGGCUGCCCGUCUGGCAGGGCACCAGCACCGAUCUCACCGAGCUGGCCGGCCACGUUGCUUACGUCGAGUAUUACCGGUGGUUGGCUUAUCUCCUCUUCUUCAUCCUCGUCCUCACCGUCUGCCUCCUGGCCUGUCUGGGGCUGGCCAAGCGCUCCCGCUGCCUCCUCACCACGAUGCUGUGCUGUGGGCUGUUGACGCUCAUCCUCAGCUGGGCUUCCAUGGCUGUGGACACGGCAGCAGCGGUGGGCACCAGCGACUUCUGUGUGGCCCCAGAUAAGUUCAUCAUGAACCAGACAGAGAGUGACAUCAGCGCAGAGGUGGUUCACUAUUACCUGUACUGUGACCAGAGCCUGAGCAACCCCUUCCAGCAGGCUCUCACCGUCUUCCAGCGCUCGCUCACCACCAUGCAGAUCCAGAUCCAGGGCCUGAUACAGUUUGCUCUGCCGCUCUUCCCGACCGCUGAGAAAGACCUCCUGGGGGUCCAGCAGCUCCUCAACUCCUCAGAGACCAGCCUGCACCAGCUCACAGCCAUGCUGGACUGCCGGGGGCUGCACAAGGACUACCUGGACGCCCUCAUCGGUAUCUGCUACGACGGGGUGGAGGGUUUGCUCUACCUAGUGCUCUUCUCCCUGCUGGUGGCCGCCUCCUUCUCCACCAUCAUCUGUGCCACGCCGCGUGCCUGGAAGCACUUUGCUGGCAGGGACCGGGACUAUGAUGACAUGGACGAGGAAGACCCCUUCAACCCACAGGCGCGUCGCAUCGCCACCCACAACCCGGCCCGGGGGCAGCUCCGCAGCUUCUGCAGUUACAGCAGCAGCCUGGGCAGCCAGAGCAGCCUGCACCCCCCGGCGCAGACCAUCUCCAAUGCCCCUGUCUCCGAGUACAUGAACCAAGCCGUGCUGUUCGGUGGAAACCCCCGCUACGAGAACGUCCCCCUGAUCGGCAGAGGCUCUCCUCCUCCCACGUACUCCCCGAGCAUGCGAGCCACCUACCUGUCCGUCACCGAUGAGCACGUCAGGCACCACAACAACACCGAGUUCCCAGCCUAACGCGCUCGCCCCGAGCAGCUUGCGGGAGGAGAAAAUGCCACCGGCGUUUCUGUAACGGGAAACCAAAGACACCUGGAAAAGAUGCGGUGGGAAGCCCGGCAGCAGCGGCCGGAGGACAAACCCCAGCAGUGGGGAGCCCUGUGUCCCCCGCAUGCUCUGCGCACCCUCCUCUUCCCCCCUUGGCAGCUUCUGCUCAGUCUCAAGUCUUCCUGCCUUACGGCCAACAGCGACUCCGGGGCCAAACACCAGCCGGUAGCAGGGCAGUGCUGCGACCGAGCUCCUGGUGUGCCGGGAAGACCGGAGACGCUUCAUGCCCCCACGUCGGCUUCUCCUUUCCCUUCCCGUCUGCACCAGCUCGGGGAUGUUUUACGCCACAGAGGGAAGCCUUCUCCAGUUCCCUCUGCCUGGAGUGCAAAGCCUGGGACCACGGGCUUGCCCCCAGCACCAGCCCCUCAGGCAGGGGUCCGGGGCAGUGGCUCCUUCACUCCGUAGCAAUGCAGUACCAACCACUAGUGAUGCCAGCCCCUUCCUGAUGCCCACGGGCAGUUUUGCCACCCGCCGACGGUGACACCGGCUGCUCCCCUCUGCCAUGCUCCUACUCCGCACGGGCAGAGCCGGCUCCCCGUGCCCCCCUCGCUGCCUCCCCCCUGCCUCAGCUGGAGCUGCCUUAGCCCUAGGUUCAGAGGCUGUAGAAUUAGGGAUGUUUUGGCCUUGCUGGUUUUCCUUUGCUUUGCUCCUGGGUUUUACGAAUUCUCUGCAGGGCCGAGGCGCGGUUUGACUCGCUGCUUCUGUUCCAGCGUGGUUUUACUGCAGUGCAUGUUGGUAGCAGGUUAUGGGCUGGUUUGUAGGCUCAAUUUGGCUCCCCAGGGCAGGCGGGCUGGCUGGCAGCAUGGGCUGGGGCAGGUUCCCCUCCUUCUGCAGGACAGCCCUGGGGUAACCAUGAAUCCCCUGGGAGAGGGUUAGGGACUACUCAGGCAUCCCUGGGGCAGGAUGCGGCCCUGGAGAGGGGAGGGGAUGGUCCUGCCACCCUGGCUGGCUUGCACAGCAUUGCCAGGGCUUCAAGCUAAGUAGCUCUGGGGGCCAAGGAGGCAGGGGGAAACAAGCACGAGCCGAAACAGAUCCUUUGUGGCUGCCCAUUUCAGCACAGGCUGCCCCUGGAACCUCAGCGGGAUGCAAGCAAAGGCCCCUUCCCCACGGCAGCCCCUUGCUUGCCGUGGAGCAGGGAGAGCCCCUGCUCCAUCCCACUGACUAGGGAUGGACCCAGAUCUCCCACCCGAAAGGGUGCGGACAGGGUGAUGGAUGUUUUCUUGCCCACUCAUCCUUCUGGGCCAUCUCCCCCCGGAAACCCAGGACGAGUUCAGCUCUCAUAACCACGUUUGGCACCACGGCAGUGGCUUAGCCAGGGCUGGGUUCACUCCAGGGCUCUUCCUCACUGCAAAGGUUGUACCCACGCCGUGGGAGG
Haliaeetus leucocephalus (bald eagle) is the source of this 3070-nucleotide messenger RNA. RefSeq names its product tweety family member 2 (gene TTYH2). The transcript has 14 exons. NCBI's taxonomy places the organism in Eukaryota, Metazoa, Chordata, Aves, Accipitriformes, Accipitridae. The record is from RefSeq and is a predicted model, not a curated record. Gene Ontology annotation, cellular component: plasma membrane. The coding region runs from base 1 to 1608 and encodes 535 amino acids. Gene Ontology annotation, molecular function: intracellularly calcium-gated chloride channel activity; volume-sensitive chloride channel activity.